AUGAACUUGUCUUCGCUACUGUUAGCAACAGCGGCAGCUCUCUGCGCGCUGCCGCCAGUCGUCGCGGAAUUCGAAAACAUCACUGUGGACGACUACAAACUCAAAGGAAGUGAUUACUCUGGCAUUAUCAAAGACCUCGAUAAGGUCCUGCCCAUCAAGUCCGUCAAACAAGUCCUUGCAAAAACCAAUCACAACAACCCAGAUUCCUCUCCGGGCGUUAAGCACAAACUGUCAGCUUUUACGUGGGAGGACAUCGACGGUUAUGAUGAUGUCAAUACAAGGAAGUGGUAUCCGCAAGGCAUAACCACAACCGCAGACGCAACCGAUACGGGUGACUAUGAAGGCGAUAUCGCUUUAUUGGUCUCCUGGCACUCGGAUCACUAUAAUGAUGGGAAACGCGGUGCCCGUAUCUCCUUCAUCAACAUGAAUAAAGGGGCUGAGAGAGCCUACCGGAAUGUUCUUCUCGUUAAACCAACUGCGAGAGGGUCGAAGCCAGAUUUUGAAGCACUCAGUGGCCUCCAUGCUGGUGGGAUUGCCUGGUAUGGACACUUUCUUUAUGUGGUCGCGACCACUGGUGGGCUCCUUGUCUUUGAUAUGAGGCAUAUAUACGAAGUUGACAUCGGAGAUGGUAUUGGCCGUGUUGGAAAUGGGUAUCAAGCGUACAAUUACAGAUAUGUUCUGCCACAAGUGCGAACCUACAAAUGGCAGCCGAAAGAAGGCGUCAAAAAUUUGCAUUUCUCGGCCGUCGGCCUCGACAGGACCAGCAAUCCCUCAAGUCUUGUUACUGGCGAAUGGUUCCCGAGCGGCCCCGGCCGCGUCACUCACUGGGAUCUCGAUGAAAGCAGCUACCUCCUUAAAGUGGAUGACGAUGACAUUGCAACUGCGUCUCGCGCCGUGCAGCAUUCGCUCACCAAUAUUCAGGGCAGCGUCACGAUCAACAACAAAUAUCUCCUGACUCAGAGCACUGGCAGCUUAUGGACGUUUACAUGGGAGGACGGACAGAAAGAGCACAAGAACGUGUUCUCAGGCGUACCGCAGGAUGUGUCUCAUCAAGAAGGGUAUGGACUUUGGACGCAGAUGGAACCACCGGGAAACAGGCAUGUUGUUGCGCUUGAUCUUGAGAAAUUCUAG
Histoplasma capsulatum G186AR is the source of this 1131-nucleotide messenger RNA. RefSeq lists its product as uncharacterized. The record is from RefSeq and is a predicted model, not a curated record. The transcript has 3 exons. NCBI's taxonomy places the organism in Eukaryota, Fungi, Ascomycota, Eurotiomycetes, Onygenales, Ajellomycetaceae. Bases 1 to 1131 code for a protein of 376 amino acids.